AUGCAUACCAAAACGUUAACAUGGCUCUUCUUCUUCAUCUUCAUCUUCUUCUUCUCGCUUUUCGACGUUAGUUUAUGUGAUCCACGAACCUCUGAAGCUGCUCUCCACUGCGGAGCUCUCAAGCCACCGCCAAACGCCAGCUUCAUUCCCACUUUCGUCGCGGAAAUGGAGUCUCUCUCGGAGCUCAUCACCAAGCACCACUGGGGCACUCACUUCGUUAACUCCACGCCGCCCAUGUACGGCCUAGCACAAUGCUUCAACGACUUGUCGCACACCGACUGCCUCCUCUGCUACGCCGCCAGCCGCACGAAGAUCCCACGCUGCCUCCCUUCACUCUCCGCCACCAUUUACCUCGACGGCUGCUUCCUCCGCUACGACAGCUACAUCUUCUACAACGAAGCCUCCGUCCCCGGAGUUGACUCCGUCGUGUGCGGUGGAGAAGAGGCGGCGGACGAGGCGGUGUUUGAGGGGAAUGUGAAGGAGGUGGUUGAGAGGGUUAAGAGAAGUGCGGCGGAGAAUGGGGGGUUUGGGGUGGCGGAGGUGGGUGGGGAGGUGUAUGGUUUGGGGCAGUGUUGGGAGACGGUGGGCGGUGAGGGGUGUAGAGAGUGUUUGGAGAAGGGCGGUGCCGUGGUGAGAGGGUGUGGGGUGAAGACAGAAGGGAGGGCUUUGAAUGCCGGGUGUUACUUGAGGUAUUCGACUCGCAAGUUUUAUAAUGAUCAGGGUGAAACAGAGCAUCAUGAACAUGAGAGAAGGGGAAUCAUCAUAGCAAUUGUUUUGGCAGUAGUUGCAUUCACAAUGCUGUCUCUCUUUGCUGCUUAUGCAGGCUAUACAAAGCUGGUGCAAGUCAGAAAAGAGGGCAGUAAUCUAGGCUUGGUGUCAAUAAGCAUUAGCAAGUAUUCUAGCUUGAGUUUCAAGUAUGAGACGCUAGAGAAGGCCACAGAUUAUUUCAACUCCUCUAGAAAAAUCGGGGAAGGGGGAGGUGGUACUGUGUUCAAGGGAACUCUUCCUAGUGGAAAGACAGUAGCUGUGAAGAGAUUGUUCUACAAUACCAAGCAAUGGGUGGAUGAGUUCUUCAAUGAGGUGAAUUUAAUCAGUGGAAUUCAGCACAAGCACCUUGUGAAACUUUUGGGAUGCAGCAUUGAAGGCCCUGAGAGCCUGCUGGUGUAUGAAUAUGUGCCUAACAGGAGCCUCGAUCAAUUCCUUUUCGAUAAGAACAGUGAUCAGUUUCUUAACUGGAAGCAGCGGUUUGAUAUUAUUGUUGGAACAGCUGAAGGGAUUGCAUAUCUUCAUGAAGGUUCUGAAGUAAGAAUAAUCCACAGGGACAUAAAAAGCAGCAAUGUUCUUCUCGAUGAGAAUCUCAGCCCCAAAAUUGCAGACUUUGGCCUUGCUCGGUGUUUUGCUUUAGACAAGUCUCAUCUUAGCACUGGCAUUGCUGGAACACUAGGUUAUAUGGCACCGGAGUAUCUUGUUCAAGGGCAACUUACAGAGAAAGCAGAUGUUUAUAGCUUCGGAGUGCUAGUUCUCGAGAUUGUGUCUGGUAUGAGGAAUAGCACCUUCAAACAAGAGAACUCAAACACUGAUUCACUCCUACACAAAGUAUGGAAACACUACAGAUCAAACGAGUUGGCCGAGGUGGUUGAUCCUCGCUUGAAAAAUCAUGAGCUCCCAGCAAAAGAGGUAUCAAACGUUCUUCAAAUCGGACUUCUGUGCACACAGGCCUCAGUCGCUUUGAGACCAUCUAUGGCUGAAGUAGUUCUAAUGCUAACAGCCAACAAAGAAACACACAUUCCUGUUCCAAACCAACCUCCCUUUCUAAGUGCCUCAACGCUAGAGCAAGCCAGCUCCAUUAAUACCGCCAACAGCUCCGUCUCAAACACUUUAACAAAAGCUGAGACAUUCUACACAUCGUCGGAGUCUUCCAGCAUGCCUAGUGUGGAUCAUAUGGGCAAUAUAUGAACGACAUGAGUAAACUCUAGCCGAAGUAGCAGGUUUCCGACAUCUAAAAACUUGUUGAAGGCAUGGUUGGAGGUCUGUUCAGCAUAGUUCAUGCCUGUGGCUGUGACCAUAUGAGUCUCCAGGUUCACUCUUCUGUGUCUUCUC
Messenger RNA from Fragaria vesca subsp. vesca, 2100 nucleotides. RefSeq names its product cysteine-rich receptor-like protein kinase 42-like. The coding region runs from base 1 to 1956 and encodes 651 amino acids. The transcript has 6 exons. Lineage: Eukaryota; Viridiplantae; Streptophyta; Magnoliopsida; Rosales; Rosaceae. The record is from RefSeq and is a predicted model, not a curated record. Gene Ontology annotation, molecular function: ATP binding; protein kinase activity. Gene Ontology annotation, biological process: protein phosphorylation.